AUGGUGGCCACGGGCACCGUGCUGAUGGAGCUCUCUCCCCACCAGGCUCUCUUUGCACUCUCCUCCAUGCUGAGACACUUCCCCUACGCCCAGCAGCAGUUCCUCAAGCUGGGCGGCCUCCAGGUCCUCCGGAGCCUCUUCAGGCAGAAGGGGAUGGAGACCCUCCAUGUCCGGGUGGUGACGCUCCUCUACGACCUCAUCGUGGAGAAGAUGCUGCUUGAGGACUCACAGCACGGAGAGCAAAUGGAAGAGAAAAUCCAGCAAUACCGGCAAGUCAAGCUGGUCCCAGCGGUGGUGGAGCAGGACUGGUGCGUGGUGGUUUCCAAUCUGCUGGCCAUGCCAGAGCACGACACGCGGGAGAAGGUCCUCAAGACGGUCGGUGUGCUGAUGGCCUUCUGCAAGGAGCGCUACCGGGGGGACCAGGCCCUCAGCACCACCCUCAGCCUCCUGCGCAGCGAGUACGAGGAGCUGGCGGCAGAGGAGCAGAGGGAAGGGGACAUGGAUGGCUAUUUCGGAGAACUCCUGGGCUCUGUGAACUCUAUCAUUGAGGAGUUACGAUGA
This is a messenger RNA of Tauraco erythrolophus (red-crested turaco), 561 nucleotides long. Lineage: Eukaryota; Metazoa; Chordata; Aves; Musophagiformes; Musophagidae. The record is from RefSeq and is a predicted model, not a curated record.